Molecule: messenger RNA, 613 nt
Organism: Cuscuta campestris
Lineage: Eukaryota; Viridiplantae; Streptophyta; Magnoliopsida; Solanales; Convolvulaceae
Source: the annotation of a GenBank genome assembly
CUCUUAAAAUUUUUACAUCACAUUCAAUAAAUUAAGACUUUGAGAAUUUGGGACUCAUGGAAUAGAUAUAUACCCAUCUCUCUUCUUCUUUUUCCCCGAAAAGACACAGUCAAAGCGAGCAAGGCUGAGAAAAAACAGUAAGAGAAGAAAGAUAUAUAUAUAUAUGUAUGUAUAUAUAUAUAUAUACUCAUAGGAUGAAGACGCUCUUGUUGAGUGCCGUGUUUGUUUUAGAGAUUUGUUCGCAGCUAAUCGGCGGCGGCGGCGCAGGUGGCUCCGCCGUCAAGUUUCUUCCCGGAUUCGACGGCCCUCUGCCCUUCAACCUUCAAACCGGGUACAUAGGCGUGGGAGAUUCAGAAUCAGUGCAGCUCUUCUACUACUUCAUCCAGUCACAGUCCGGUCAUCCGGAGUCCGACCCGCUCUUUCUUUGGAUCAACGGCGGACCCGGUUGCUCCACUCUUUCCGGCAUCAUUUUUGAGAUUGGUCCCAUAACAUUCGCACCGUUGAAAUAUAAUGGGAGCUUGCCCACAUUAAUAUCACGCCCCUAUUCAUGGACAAAGGUACCCAUUGUAAUUUGAACUCCAUUGUUUUUUUGUUCUUUAUUGUUGUUGUUGUU